AUGCUCAACACACGCCCCAUCCGCAUCGGUAAUGUCUCCGGUGCAACCGGCGACCACCCCCAGGCAAUGUUGCGAAUGGCGCAGCACGGUAACGUCGAUGUCAUCGUCGGAGACUGGUUAUCGGAAAUGAAUAUUGCAUGGAAUGCGAUAACCAAAUCACAAGACCCGGAUUUGGGAUAUGAGCCUGGGUUUCUCGCCCAGUUAAGCGACUGCCUAGAUAUCGUUGUAGCAAAGGAUAUAAAAGUCGUCGCGAACGCUGGGGCGUUGAACACGUCAUCCCUUAUGCAGAAGGUUUGCGCACUAUGCAAAGAGAGAGGGCAUAGCAAAGUCAUAGUGGCUUCAGUACUAGGAGACGAUAUCUCGGAGCCAAUCCAGAAGAAGGAGCCUGGUUUCCAGGACUUACAUCAUCUGGACCACGACGAGUGGAAACUGAAGGAUUGGCCAUUGAAGCCACACUGUGCUGUGGCAUACAUUGGGGCUUGGGGUAUUGUGGAAGCUCUAAAUGCAGGCGCUGACAUUGUCAUAUGUGGUCGUGUCACUGAUGCUUCGCCAGUUAUUAGCGCCGCGGCGUGGUGGUAUAGGUGGCAGCGAGACGCUUGGGAUGAGCUUGCCGGUGCACUGGUUGCUGGACACCUCAUUGAGUGUGGUCCGUAUGUGACAGGUGCCAACUUCUCCGGCUUCAAGCCCUUGCUUCCCAACCUUGUCGACCUUUCCUUCCCCAUCGCUGAAAUCAGUCCUGAUGGCAGUUGCAUAAUCACUAAGUGUGAAGCCUACGGUGGAGCAGUGACUAAGUUCAACACCAUCGCCCAGCUACUUUACGAGCUACAAGGGGAGUUAUAUCUCAAUCCAGACGUCGCAACCGACCUGCGAAAUGUAUCCGUAGACGAGAUCGGCCCUGGUCGCGUCAGGGUUUAUGGUGCCAUUGGACAACCGCCACCACCGACGACAAAAGCCAUGAUAGCAGCGCCGGGAGGCUAUCAAGCAGAAGCGAUAUUCUACAUCAAUGGUCUGGACGUGAACGAGAAAGCAGAGAUGCUUCGAAAUCAACUUGAUCACGCUCUCCGUGGUAACGGCUUUUGCAAAUUAUCCAUUGAACUCUACGGCUCACCUGCCAUCAACCCGUCUAGUCAACAGGCGGGAACAGUAUUUCUACGUAUAUUUACACAAGCGAGGAAUAUUGAGGACAUCUCAGCAGAGAGAUUCAAGACACUGAUAUAUGCCCUGCGGAUGCAAAGCUACCCAGGAUAUCACAUGAAUCUUGACUUUCGGAUGAUGGAUGCAAAACCAUUCAUGGAGGUCUUUCCAGCAGUUAUUCCGCUUGACCUUCUAUAUCAUCGAAUCAUUCUCUCCAAUGGCAUACAACAGGGUGCACCGUCUGCUCCAGUCACAAGAAUAUACCCGAUCCAGAGACCUUCCUACGAGACCAAGAUUCCCAUACCUUUGAGUCAGUUCGGCGCGAAGGAGGCCGCCCCGUUGGGUAGUAUAGUUCACGCCCGCUCAGGAGACAAAGGGGAUAAUUUUAACUUGGGCUUCUUUGUCCGAAACUCUGACGAGUACCCGUGGCUGCAAUCAUUCUUAACAGUGGAUCGAUUCAAAGAGCUACUUGGGGAUGACUGGCCAAAAAGAGAGAAUGAGCCUCGAGCGGAACGAUGCGAGUUUCCAAAACUGUUAGCUGUUCACUUCAGAGUUCUAGACUUCUUAGAUGGUGGCAUUGCUAGUUCUAGUCGGAUUGAUGGGCUGGGCAAAGGGAUAGGGGAAUACUUAAGAAGUCGCGUGGUGGACAUUCCGAAGAAGUUUUUAGAAAGAGGUAAUGCCGGAGCCUCAGAAGAGGCAGUAGUAAGAGGUGAAACCGGUUGA
Aspergillus oryzae RIB40 is the source of this 1857-nucleotide messenger RNA. RefSeq names its product acyclic terpene utilization AtuA family protein. Bases 1 to 1857 code for a protein of 618 amino acids. NCBI's taxonomy places the organism in Eukaryota, Fungi, Ascomycota, Eurotiomycetes, Eurotiales, Aspergillaceae. The record is from RefSeq and is a predicted model, not a curated record. The transcript has 4 exons.